Paralichthys olivaceus (Japanese flounder) is the source of this 2098-nucleotide messenger RNA. RefSeq names its product free fatty acid receptor 2. The record is from RefSeq and is a predicted model, not a curated record. Gene Ontology annotation, molecular function: G protein-coupled receptor activity. Lineage: Eukaryota; Metazoa; Chordata; Actinopteri; Pleuronectiformes; Paralichthyidae. Gene Ontology annotation, cellular component: plasma membrane. Gene Ontology annotation, biological process: cellular response to fatty acid; G protein-coupled receptor signaling pathway.
AAAAGUAAGUUUUCCCCACUGUGCCGUCGGACUAUAAGAGCUGACCUUUGCUCACGCAUGUUCACUUGAAGGAGAUCUUUGCACAAAGGCAGAGCUCAAAGCCCUCGAGGAAACGAUGAGCGUUGGUUUAUCGGCAGGGACAGGAGAGCCACGCUGUCUCCACGGGUUUGUUCCAGGCAGCUGACCCAAUAAGACGCCUCCGUCCCCUGCGGUUCUGACCGCCUGACAGAUCUCACCUCCCAGUGCUGCGGUGUACUCAACCACCCCCACAACCCACUAGAGUCCAGGACAUAUUGAUGAUCUCUGAUUGACUGAGUGACAGAGUGAGUGACAUACACCGGGCGCCACCAUGCAGAGUUGCCACUUCGGCCUGUGCCUGUCCGUCUACAUCAUCACCUUCGUGCUGGGCUUUCCCGCCAAUGUCCUCGCCUUCUACACCUUCUGCAAAAAAGUGAGGCAGAAGCCCACGCCGAUCGACAUCCUCCUCCUCAACCUGACCAUCUCUGAUCUCCUCUUCCUCCUCUUCCUGCCCUUUAAGAUGCAGGAGGUGAUGAACAACAUGUUGUGGGACAUGCCCUAUAUCCUCUGCCCGCUGUCUGGCUUCGUCUUCUACAUGACCAUCUACAACAGCACCUCCUUCCUCACGGCGGUCAGUGUGGAUCGCUACCUUGGUGUGGCUUACCCCAUCCACUACUCUGUGAAGCGACGGCCUGCGUAUGCUAUUGCCGCCAGCAUCUUCUUCUGGUUUUUCUCCUUUGCCCACCUGAGCAUUGUGGUCAUCACUCCCUUUAUCGGCUCUCAGAACAGCACCUCUGCCACUCCCAACAACACGAGGGAGGUGUGUUAUGAGAAUUUCACCAAGGCUCAGCUGAAUGUCCUCCUGCCGGUGCGUCUCGAGCUCUGCUUGGUACUUUUCUGCAUCCCUUUUCUGAUUUGCAGUUUCUGCUACAUCAAUUUCAUCAGGAUUCUGUCCAACCUGCAGCACAUUGACCGGCGCCGGCGCCUCCGUGCCAUUGGCAUGGCUUUAGGAACUCUGCUGGUGUUCGCUUUGUGUUUCGGCCCCUACAACGUCUCGCACAUCGUGGGUUAUAUUACAUGGAAAAGUCCCAACUGGAGAGACAAGGCCUUACUCUGCAGCACCUUCAACGCCUGUCUUGAUCCUCUUAUCUUCUACUUCUCCUCCUCUGCUAUGAGAGGAAAUGUGAGCAGUGUGAUUCAAGGGUUUAAGACUCGUCUACGCAUGAGCACGUCCUGUCACGUUAACUGGGACUCGAGGGGACGAAACAACAAGACUACGAAAGAUAAGGAACACACAGACGACAUCAAUGCUAUCUGACUGAAAGGGAGCUAUGGACAGCUGCCUUCGCUAAUUUCUUUUUACAUCCCUGGAAGCAGGAAAUUAAUGUCGUGUUUAUGUUUUUACAUGUGAGAAAAUUGCACGCUGCGUCGCUGUUUAACUCGUAAAUGUUUAACUUCCUGCUCGGAAACGAGACAGAAGAAGAACCGUUCUGUCUGUCGGAGCAAGCGGCGGCGGUUUUUGUGCAGCGUUACGUGCAAAAGAUGCAGAGACGGGCUACUUUGAACUGUCACAUUCAAAUGAAAAACAUUCAUUACACAACAGCAGGAUUUCAUAAGAUGUACAUUAAUGCAGUCGGGCGUUGUGGUGCUCCGCGGUGGAGAAGUCAACAAAAAGACUAUCUAAGCAACAGCUUUGGACGUCAUGUCUAAGCAAUGAGAGCUAAAGCACACGGACGGUACCUUAACCACAAACAGGAUGUGUCAUGUGUUUGUAAGAAGAUGCUCAUGAGGUGUUCUGUUAAAACAAAUAGAGCUUAUAGUGUUAGUUGCAGCUACAUGCAGCUUUUUGAUCAUAUAUUUGUGUAUUUUGUACUUUGUCUUAUACAAUUAAGGAUAUUCUUGUUUACACAAUGUCACAUAUAAUUUAUAUUUUGGAUCAUUUAAAUGACGUUGUUUAAAACACAUGUGGUACUAAAGGAGGAUAAAUGUAUGAAUAUAUGUAUGAAUACAUGUCAUUUGUUUGGAAGCUGUAUGACAAGGGUUGUAAUUAUAUAAGACAAAAUGUAGAUGCACUAUUUUC